This is a messenger RNA of Mytilinidion resinicola, 1396 nucleotides long. RefSeq lists its product as uncharacterized. The coding region runs from base 1 to 1056 and encodes 351 amino acids. The record is from RefSeq and is a predicted model, not a curated record. Lineage: Eukaryota; Fungi; Ascomycota; Dothideomycetes; Mytilinidiales; Mytilinidiaceae. The transcript has 3 exons.
AUGCGCCUCGCUAUCCGCUGGAAGAUAUUCAAACGCCUCUCUUUAGAUGACUACCUUGUGGUCCUUGCGUGGGGCGCGCUGCUUCCCGCCGAAAUCAUCUGGCAUACCCGAAUCCGGAGUUACUUCGACAAAAUCGACACUAUGCCUUCACCGCCGGCGCAUGUGGACAACUAUGUCUCUGAUAAAAUAAAAGAAGGGCCAAAGUGGCAUGCGACGUACCAUAUCCUCUUCGGCAUUUGCCUUUGGUCUGUGAAGUUCUCAUUCCUGGCUUUCUUCUGGAAAAUCGUAGACAAGACUCACACGCGGGGUAUUUGGUGGUGGGGCGUGACGGGCAUCACUGCCGUUACUUUCAUUACUUUCCUAUGUCUUUGGCCGUGGGAAUGCACGGGUGGAUCGGUUGAACAUCUACUCGUAUAUUGCCAAGACAAACCCCAAAUCCACAUCGCAGACACCAUGUUCCAAGUCAACACCGCCUUCGACUUCAUCACCGACAGCCUCAUCAUCUCAAUCGCCCUCCGCAUCCUCUGGCCCGCCCGCAUCUCCUGGCUCAAAAAAGCGCUCCUCCUCGCCGUCUUCGCCUGCAUCCUGCUCACCAUGGCCAUCACCCUCCUGCGCAUCGUCAUCGCGCCCUCCCACCAGCUCAGCCAGACGACCGACCUGCCCUGGCACUGGCACUUCACCUGGAGCGUCAUCGAGAUGAGCCUCGCGAUCUCCGUGGCGUGCCUCAUCUCUUUCCACCAGCUCUAUGUCAGCGCCCAUGGCCAGAGCACGCACGCGUUUCGCGCCUCGCGCAGCUCGGAUGGGUCGUCGUUGCGGAGGCUGCAGGCGAGGUUCCCGAUGCUGGCGAGCUGGCGGAGUGGGGAGACGGUGCGGGCUAGUGAGGUGGCGCGUUUGGAGACGACGCUGGUGCCGCUAAGGGGGAUUUAUGUCCGGAAUGAGGUUUCGGUUGAGCGGAGCGGGGAUGGGGAGGAUGGGGGUGAGGCGGUGCUAAGGGCGUAUUCGCUGAAAGUGGACGCGAGGGCGAGUGUGAGAGCUGGAGAGUUCGAGGGAUCGUGAGACGAGUAUGGAAGAGUGGGUUGAGACAGUAGUCGUCAUGGUUAAGGAUGAGCAUCUGGUUACAAGCAGAUGUCAAGACAAAAGGGCCAAAGGCACCCAAUAGCGUUAAGAAACAUUUUGAGUAGCUCUAUUGUGUGUACAGUCUAUAUAUAUGCUAGACAGGAUAUUGUGAAAGAGAAACACGAAAAGAAAAAUCGUACACAAGGAGAGAUAGCAAGCCAGUCACUUUUUCUCGCACAAUCUAUGCCUCGCCGGUGGACAUGAGAUUACGGUCCUAGGACAUUCAAGAGAGACGUCCAUUGAUGGGGCCUGACCAGUUAGUUGAGCAAGUUGAUGAUCU